This is a messenger RNA of Blastomyces dermatitidis ER-3, 4013 nucleotides long. Its product is annotated as C6 transcription factor. Gene Ontology annotation, biological process: regulation of DNA-templated transcription; DNA-templated transcription. The transcript is spliced from 5 exons. The coding region runs from base 2610 to 4013 and encodes 467 amino acids. Gene Ontology annotation, molecular function: zinc ion binding; DNA-binding transcription factor activity, RNA polymerase II-specific; DNA binding. The record is from RefSeq and is a predicted model, not a curated record. NCBI's taxonomy places the organism in Eukaryota, Fungi, Ascomycota, Eurotiomycetes, Onygenales, Ajellomycetaceae.
UUUAGUGCCAUGCCCCUCAUCUUAUCUAUUUUAGUCACAACCCCUCACUAUUCAGUCUAAAUACUUUAUUGAAGUUUAAUAUUGCAUGAUUGAAGCCUAAUCCUGUGUAUGUGAAGGGGAAAAAAAGGAAUAUAAGAAUGGCAGACUUGAAUGCAAGGCCUUUUUCAUGCAGAGAAUGUUGAAUAGUAGGGUGUGUAAGGUUGUGCGAGUCUCUUAUAAGAGCUUGUAUGAGGUUAAACAUGCAAACUGAACACGCCCUGACUUCGUCUUUCUCAUUAUUGUUUCUUUUUAUUAUUAUCGGCCAUCGCCAAAAGUUUCUUCAAUAUCUGAUUGACGAAAGCUCCCACGGGCCGCUAGCAACUGUUUCCCUCCCUGCCCAUGGCUCUUCUUCAACCCAUGCAGGUGUAUAUACGCCGCCCGAAAACAGAUAUUACAGGUGUCAACAGGUGUGAACAGGUGUGAUGAUGCAGUGGACUCCUCCGAAAUGUUCACGUCAGACCCCCUAGCCCGAAGAUCUCCGGCAAUGCGCUCAUCGGAGAUGGGACAUGUUUAGUGCAAGGACCUACUGUACCCCAGAGAUAAGCCACCGAGCAAUUCCCUGUUUCAGGCAUUCUCGCUGAUGUGUACUCUGUUUGGCGGCACACUUCGAUGAUUGAGAUGGCGACGGAUAUUUUAAUAUGAUUACUUGAAGGAAACAAUUUCUAUUGCUCUAGGUUAUGUGGCUUUGGGUCUCAAACUCUGAAAGACUAGCCUGCGACCCUGCUUGUUUCGAUAUGGAACGACACAACGUUCCAGGGCUCGAAACCUUAGAGUUUAGCUACAUCUCGACGUGGUUGAAAUGCAAGACCAUAGUGCGAUAGGGGGAUCCAGGCUUGGUUGUUGACCGAGCUAACCCCAUAAAGGCUCGACGAAAUUUGUUGGCUGAACUCCAUGGAAAGCGAGAAAAUGGAUAGAGGGGGCCAGAUGGCAAAACAUGCAUGGGGACUGAUAGCAAAUCAUGAUUACCGAGUCAGCAUAUCUCCUGAGCUGUAUAUUACAGCAGGUAUGCUAAUAAUCUUCCGAAUCAGCCUAUCCAUUUCCGCUGGAGUACAUCCAGAUCCCAAAUUUAUAUCGGAGGAAUGGAAGCCGUCAUCCUCUUAGAAGUAACACCGGGAAUUUUUGACAUAUUCCAAUUUCCAUGCGACAAAUUCUGGCCUUGAGAGUACGGUUGUCAAUGGUAAACCGUGUUUUAUUCUUGACUUGCUCAUUUUAUACCCGCCCAGAGUGUGAUCGAUAUUGUGGCUCUGUCGUUUACCCCCUGGAUCCCCUCGACUUCUGAUUAAUUGUGGGAGGUAAUACCCCGGAUUUGACCCAUGUCGGUAAAUUAUACGAUUAUGUGACAGAAUACCCACACUAGCUUUCUUUCAGAUGGAGGCAAUGAUCAUCUAAACAGCAUGAAUCUACUAUUUACUGACACACUCAGGCUUAGUUUCCAAUUUUGUGGAAGUGCUCUGUACCUCAAGGCCCAGCGGCACCUCUUAGGUUUAUUGAAAUUGAGGAAUUAUGCGACAUCAAUGCCCAGCAAUGAAUGUUAACUAGUGUCAGUGGGAUCCUGGUCGAGAGUUUAGGAGAGUGUACACCAGCAUGAAUCACGGUCCCUCUAUUACCAGGGAGUAUUUUUAGGAUACCCAGAUCUUGAUUCUUAUUCGGCGGCGUUUUGCUGGCGAAUAACGCAGCAGCCUCGGGUUCUACUGCCAGAAAUAAUUUUGAUAAGACCGAUGUUGGCCGGCGGAGACCGGCAAUGCCAAAAGCACAUGUUCAACUGCUUGUUUUUGUUAUGGGGCCAGGCGGUUGUGUCCGAAGGAGCUUGAUUGAUUGAUUGAUUCCUUAAGUUAAAGUUUGCAUCCCUGCGGGCGCUACGUCCGAAGGAGCUGUUAUGCCCAUAUUUAAGUGGGCCUUGCCUUUCGACUUACACAGUACGGAGUACACAAUAAUUCACAUUUGGAAUGCAGGUGUGAUUGCGCCAAUUUAAAUUCAACAUUUGAAGGCGGCACAGCACUGGUUUAGUUGAAGACCCCCCGUACAGAGCAAAGUAUGAGCUCUAUAGCAGCAAACCAAUCUUGCAAUGCUUCCUUUCGAGAGUGGGCGCAAAAUUUUUUCUCAUGUGAAAUUUUUCGCAUGAAUUUCCAGCCUACUUCUCCAUGAAUAUCGAUUACGCAGUAUGUCUACGAGGGAUAUCCCUGUCUCAAGUGCAAGCCUCAGCCGCUAGUUACAACCUUCUUGAAAGCUUCUUUUACCGACGCUUGACCAAACACGCGCUUGUGGGGGAGUUAAGCCUUCAUGCUGGGUUAUCGCCCAUCAUAGAAGUCCCUCCGCCCAAAUACGGCCCCCCUCCCUCCUAGAAAUAAGCACGGGGAGGACGCUGAUCCGGUCAAAGUAGCUAGUGGAGAUGAGAUGUUAUAGCCUCUCGCCUAUUCAUUUAACUUACCCGCGUGAAAUAGAUUAGAAACGGAAGGAUACCUCACCGUCUGACAGAUGGUGCUUAUAACUCCUGCGAGCUUCCCCUUUCUUGAAACAUCUCCAUCAUCUUUCGAGUUAUCCCAACAGUACCUCUUUUGAGCAGUGCUAAUAUGGAGGCAAUAGACGCAACCACCCCAAUGAAGCAGGUUUGCGAUAACUGCCGCCGCCGCAAACUCAAAUGCAAUCGUUUAUAUCCAUGCGAUAGGUGUCAGAGUGCGCUUCUCCGUUGUGCUUAUACAGACGUUCUACAACGGAAGGGACCGAAAUUUCGCACUAUUUACCCACGUUCUUCCGCUAGCUCUAUUGGCGAUCAAUCACCCAGGUCAUAUUUUUUCCCUACACCACCUAACUCAGCUCUCUCAGGGGAUUUUGACUGUAGUCUCACCCAUCAAUUUGCGCCGCCGUUCCUCUUACCCGGAUCUAUGAUAUCUACCGAUGAUUCUAGCUGGAAUGAUACCUCUAACCUACAACUGGCUCCUACUCGUUUAUCCCCUCUGGUUAUUCUUGCUCACGUGAACGUGUAUCUAAAGUAUCUAUUCCCUAUUAUGCCUGUCAUCGCGCCGGACCAGGUGCUUGCGGACAGCAGCGAGCCAGAAUGUCUAAGCCCACAGCGAUAUGCCUUACUUGUCGCUCUAUGUGCAGCAACGCAUAUCCAACUGAAACUCGACGGACCCGCGCUCCAUGACCGGCCGGACGCAGGCAUAACGACCGUGCACGACGGAACUCUCAUAUCAGGAGAGGGCCUGCUAUCUGAAGCUCUACGAGCACGGUCAGAUUAUGACCUGAUCGAGUCUCCAAGUAUCGACAGUCUCCUCACAUCAUUCUACCUCUUAGCCUCCUACGGAAAUUUGGAUAAGCAAGACCAUGCAUGGUACUACCUUUGCCAAGCACUUUUCAUGGCUCAUACAUUAGGGUUGCAUCAAGAGUCAUCCUACCGCGCAUUUGACGCUAUCGAAGCAGAAGAGAGACGGAGGUCUACCAAGGCAUAUGCGCUUCAGCAAACCAAACCUGUUAUUUUAAGAAAUUCGAUACGAAAACCGGAAAUCUUCGGCGGGGAUGAUCCCAUCCUUGCUUAUGGGUUUUUGAACCUAAUUAACCUCUUCGAGAAGUUUCCACCGGACCUAUAUGACUGGAUUACUUUUCGACAAGGAGAUGAGUUAUCUGGGCAGGCGCUUGUUAACGUGAUUCUGCGCGAUUUGAGUUCCCCUAUAUCCCUAGAGGGGGUCUUGGAGACCCAACAAGUUGACAUUCUCGUCACACAGCAGUGGCUCCGGACGGCAAUGUGGAAGCUUCCAAACCCAAUUGUCCCUGGGGAAAUCACCUGCGAUACAAGAGAUCAUUCCGCCACAUGUCCCCAUCAAGGCAGGAAAGUCGGCGAUGGAGGUUGUGUAUGCAGUGUCUCAAGCCGCGGUAGAUUCCCACGGCAUCGGAAUGGAGCAAAAGCUCUUCGAAUUUGGGCAUUUGCGUUGCCGAUGCUACACGCAGAAUGCGACCUGCAACCGCUACACACGUAG